Olea europaea var. sylvestris is the source of this 765-nucleotide messenger RNA. RefSeq names its product PHD finger-like domain-containing protein 5B. Gene Ontology annotation, biological process: mRNA splicing, via spliceosome. Lineage: Eukaryota; Viridiplantae; Streptophyta; Magnoliopsida; Lamiales; Oleaceae. The transcript has 3 exons. Bases 214 to 546 code for a protein of 110 amino acids. The record is from RefSeq and is a predicted model, not a curated record. Gene Ontology annotation, cellular component: catalytic step 2 spliceosome; U12-type spliceosomal complex; U2 snRNP.
UUCUUAAUCAAGAGCAAAGGGGACAAGUGGUUAAGGUCUUCUUUUUCUGUAUUGCGCUAAAAAUUGGGGGAGAGGCAAACUGGGAGCCAUUGCACUGGUUUCUACUCAUCUUCUUCAUCAAAGAAAUUGGAAGAGAAGACAGGAUGAGAAGACGCUGAAUUAUUGCAGUCAUCUUUUCAUUUGUGAAUAUUCCAAGAAAGUGUCAAAGAGUGUAUGGCUAAGCAUCAUCCAGACUUGAUUAUGUGUCGGAAGCAACCAGGGAUAGCCAUAGGAAGGCUUUGUGAGAAAUGCGAUGGUAAGUGCGUGAUAUGUGAUUCCUAUGUGCGUCCUUGCACCCUUGUGCGGGUAUGUGAUGAGUGCAAUUAUGGAUCGUUCCAAGGACGUUGUGUUAUCUGUGGAGGGGUGGGGAUUUCUGAUGCCUACUAUUGCAAAGAAUGUACUCAGCAGGAAAAAGAUCGGGACGGAUGUCCCAAAAUCGUCAAUUUGGGAAGUGCCAAAACUGAUUUGUUCUAUGAACGAAAGAAAUAUGGAUUCAAGAAAAGAUGAUGCCUUUCAAUAGGAUUUUUGGGCGAGGAUUAGGUCUUGUUAUCGUGUUAGAUCACAUUCUAGUAUAUGUAUAAACACUGAAUUUUGUCAGAUUCAUGUGAUUGAAGUUAUGCUUGUGCUUGUUGAAUUUCAGUUCUGUACUUGAGUGAGAUAUUCUUCCUAAUCUUCAUCGAUCACCAUACUGAAGUCUUAUUUGAAUGGGAGUCUACUUUUUCUCUA